GCGCGGCGCGCCGGGAGGUAGCCGGGCGGGACGCGGAGAGCGCGGGGGCCGCCAUGGCCCGGCGGCGGCGCCGCGCCUGCAUCGCGCUGUUCUUGGUGCUGCUCUUCGCUUUCGGCACUCUCAUGGGCCUGCGCACGCUCAAGGCUCCGGACGGACUCCCGGCGCUGGGCCCCGGCCUGGAGCUGGCGCCCUUUGAGCGACGCCCCGAGGGGGGCCCCGCGCCGGCCGCCCGAGCCCCGGCCGCCCCCGCCGCGCCGCCGCCGCCGCCGCCUCCGCCCCGCACCGCGGGUCCGGGCAGCUCCCCGGGGCCGGCCCCAGCGGAGGCCGAGCCCGCCCCCGGGCAGAGUCUGCGCGUCUACUCGGACCUGCACGCCUUCUACUACUCGUGGUACGGGAGCCCGCGGCGCGAGGGCCACUACAUUCACUGGGACCACGUCAUGGUGCCGCACUGGGACCCCAAGAUCUCGGCCAGCUACCCCCGCGGCCGCCACAGCCCCCCCGAAGACUUGGGCUCCAGCUUCUACCCGGAGCUGGGGCCCUACAGCUCCCGGGACCCCGACGUGCUGCGGGAGCACAUGACCCAGCUGAAGGAAGCCGCCAUUGGCGUCCUGGUCCUGUCCUGGUACCCACCUGGCAUGGCUGAUGAUAAUGGGGAACCCUCAGAUGACCUGGUGCCCGCCAUUCUGGACGCUGCCCAUCAGCACAACAUCCAGGUGGCCUUCCACAUCCAACCCUACAAGGGCCGAGAUGACAUCACUGUGCAUGACAACAUCAAGUAUAUCAUUGACACGUAUGGCUCUCAUGGUGCAUUUUACCGCUAUAAGAACAGCAUGGGUAAGAGCCUCCCACUCUUUUAUAUCUAUGACUCCUACCUGACAUCCCCUGAGGCCUGGGCCCACCUCCUGACACCGAACGGGCCCCACUCAAUCCGCAACACCCCCUACGAUGGGGUCUUCAUAGCGCUGCUGGUGGAGGAGGGCCACACCCAUGACAUCCUGGCCGCCGGAUUUGAUGGCAUGUACACCUACUUUGCCUCCAAUGGUUUCUCCUUCGGCUCCUCCCAUCAGAACUGGAAAGCUGUGAAGAACUUCUGCGAUGCCAACAACCUCAUGUUCAUUCCCAGCGUGGGGCCUGGCUACAUUGACACCAGCAUCCGGCCCUGGAACAACCACAGUACGCGGAACAGGGUCAACGGCAAGUACUAUGAGACGGCCCUGCAGGCAGCCCUGACCGUGAGGCCCGAGAUCGUCUCCAUCACCUCCUUCAACGAGUGGCACGAGGGCACCCAGAUUGAGAAGGCCAUUCCCAAGAAGACACCGACUCGGCUGUAUUUGGACUACCUGCCUCAUCAGCCCAGCCUGUACCUAGAGCUGACGCGCCGCUGGGCAGAGCACUUCAUCAAAGAGAAGGAGCAGUGGCUGAUGUGAGGGGCCUGCAGGCAGGGGCGGGAGGUGCUGCCGUCCCAGCCUCACUGGAAGACGUCACCACGUGGGGCUCGGCACUCGCUCCCGAGUCAGCGGCUGAGUGCUUCUGAGGCAGGUGGGUGCCAGAGUGCCCUGCAGGGACAGGAAACUAGGUGGUGUUCCAGAGAGGGAGCCCCAGGGGCUGGCCGGUGGCUGGGCUUAGCCCAAGGCAGCCCCACAUCCUCAGUGAGAACACUUUAAGACAAUCCCGUCUAGCCUGGAGCUCAGCUGGUUGGUGUUCUGGAGUCGCCAAGUCACUGGUCUUAGAAGGGUGUCAGGGCUCUGGGCUAGCAUGCACCCUGCUCUCUGCCAACCUGCGUCCUCUCCAGGCCUCCCUCCCACGUCAUCUGUCUUCCCCAAGUUAGGGAACCACAUUUAAGACUUUCUAAAAGGGAACACUCUCAGUUUAAGCUCUUCCCAGUAGAUUCCCGAACCCAAUUAUCAGGAGAUAAUCCUGAGCACUCACACAUUCAUUCAACACAUACUCCACGAGCACCUUACCGCGUGCCAGGUGCUGGGGGAAAACUCGACCAGGGAUGGCUCCUGUCUUCCGAAGCUUACAGGAGCCAGCUUUCCUCAUUUGGUGUGGCCUUGUAGCUAGUGCCUAAGCACAGCUACAAGUUUUUCCUUUUUGCUGUUUUGCCCAGUGCUGGGAGUUCAGUUCUUUUUCCUCGAAGAAAAUACCUCUGCGCUCCAGAGCCUCCGUUUUCCUAGGUAAACAUUUAGCUCCAGGGGGAGGACUAGGACACCCCCCUCCCUUUAGCUGCCUGAACUGAAUGAGGCCCACUCACUGGAGCCAUUUUCAGUGCGACUGUGAUUUGUAUUAAAAAUGACGUGUUGUUCCUAUUCUCAAAUCAGCUUUCCUUUUGAUCCCUUCAGGACCACAAACUCUUAACUCCUCAGAUUCUGUGACAAAUUGACAUAUGGGAUGGGCUGGCUACAGGGUUAGCACAACGAAGUCGAGUUUGCUUAAGAAAUUAGUUUCAACAAGAUUUCUAGAGGGAAUAUUUAACAAUCCAGUGCUUAUUUACAAAUAAACGAAUAUGCUAAUUGCAGGGACCCUCAAAGCAGGCCCUGGGACACCCUCUUGGAAAAAUUCUUAGGAUCUACUUGAAAAUAUGUGCAUUGGAAACGACCGUAUUGAGAAGUUUAUGGGCUCAGACUGAAUCCUAGUUCUGAGAACUGGGGUGUGAGGGGAGAGGGGAGGAAGUGAGCCCUACUGGUCACAAGGACUCCCAGCUCCAGUUAGGUUAACAGGUACUAAAUCCCACCAACGGAUGGGGCAGGCCUGGUCCCCUUGCUGUGACUCAGUUGGGGAAACCAAGGCAGGCAGGGACAGGUAAAAAGGGCUAGAUGAUGACCUGGAAUAAUUUACAAGGGAGUGACACUGAGGCUUCAGUUCACAUAUGCAUAUUUUUAAAAAUAGUAAAAGUAUGGCCAGAAGCGGGGGGGGGGGGGGGCAGGGGCAGUAAUUCUCACACACUGCUGAUGGCAGUGCAACUUGAUUCAGUUCUUUUGAAGGCUAACCUCUAUCAAGAGCCAAGAUAAUGGCCACACACUUGGACCCAGUAAUCCUACCCCAAGGAAAUAAUUCAAAAGAAGGAAAAUAAAACAUUCACAAAGAUGUUUAACAGCAUUUGUUCUAUUAAAGAAAAAACAAAGUUCAAA
Lagenorhynchus albirostris (white-beaked dolphin) is the source of this 3131-nucleotide messenger RNA. It is a transcript of the gene MANEAL, whose product is annotated as mannosidase endo-alpha like. The record is from RefSeq and is a predicted model, not a curated record. Lineage: Eukaryota; Metazoa; Chordata; Mammalia; Artiodactyla; Delphinidae. Gene Ontology annotation, cellular component: Golgi apparatus. Gene Ontology annotation, molecular function: alpha-mannosidase activity. The transcript is spliced from 4 exons. The coding region runs from base 54 to 1427 and encodes 457 amino acids.